Molecule: messenger RNA, 660 nt
Organism: Funneliformis caledonium
Lineage: Eukaryota; Fungi; Glomeromycota; Glomeromycetes; Glomerales; Glomeraceae
Source: the annotation of a GenBank genome assembly
AUGGUAGAAAAUCCUGUAGAAAUCAACGAAAAACUUGUUGAAGAAUGGCCUAUUCAAAUCGCUAAAUUUGGCCAAAAGUUAAUAGCAUCUGAAGUACACUAUUACAUAGAAUAUCAAGAAUAUCCUAAUAUAUCAGAAACUAGUUUUGCAAGUGUAUAUAAUGUAUCGGGAUGGGAUGAAGAUGAAGCACAAAAAGCUUUUUCAAUGACUAAUAUCCAGUAUUCUUAUGGAGGUAAUGGUACUACUCAAUUGAACAUAAGUCACACAUCUGUAGAUUUUACUUCAUCACUUUUUAAAAAUAUGUUCAAUGCUAAUGAAAAAUUUUAUGAAAAGGCAACGCUUUGUAUGUUUGAUAAAGCGCAUGAAUACAAAUGCGGAUAUGUUGAUCAAAAUGGAAUAAAGUGUGACGGUGAACCAAAAUUAGGUGAACUUACACAAGUAGUUGGUUCGAUAGUAUCAAAAAAGAAAUUCAUUGGCUGCACUAAAUGGCAAUCUAGAGAAAUAAAUCAUCUUUAUUUAACAAUUCCAAAUAAUGUUGAUUUGGAAUUAUUAGAAAUGAUGUUUAAUAAUCAUUCUUAUUAUUCAUAUGGUAUUGAUUUUGAGAGAGAUGAAUCUGAUGUAAUAGAUAAAUGUUUCACAAUAUGUCCUAAUAACACAUGA